Messenger RNA from Mercurialis annua (annual mercury), 2424 nucleotides. Its product is annotated as probable purine permease 10. The record is from RefSeq and is a predicted model, not a curated record. Bases 869 to 2053 code for a protein of 394 amino acids. The transcript is spliced from 2 exons. Gene Ontology annotation, molecular function: purine nucleoside transmembrane transporter activity. NCBI's taxonomy places the organism in Eukaryota, Viridiplantae, Streptophyta, Magnoliopsida, Malpighiales, Euphorbiaceae. Gene Ontology annotation, cellular component: membrane.
GUUCAUUCUACGGUUAACUUUUUUUCUUUAUCAUCUAAUAAUGAUUAUUGAACAAAGUGAUAUGGUUAAAAGUCUCCAAGGUUCUUAGACGGUUUCCUGCACAAAGGGCCUCAGAUUUGGUUUUUCUGAUAGCCACUCAGUCGGUAGGGUUUUUUGUAAAGUAAAUGAGUGUAAAGUAAGUGUUCGAGGUUUAGAAACGCAUUAUCCGUCUCAGCAUCUAGUCGUAUGUAUUUAUUAUAAGUCUAUGGGGGCGGAUAUAGUUAUGUUGUGGAAUUUAGUGGCUAGAGGUCUGAUACUGACAUAAGUCAUGUUCGUGUGCUAUUUGCACGUAAUGGAGAUGGUAGCAAGGUUAUUCCGUUAUUCAUGCGAUGUGGAUAUUGUUAUUGUUAAAGGUUCGACAUGUCUUAACAGUAGGCGAAGUCUUCAUCGGAUAUAGUAUAGAUGAGCUAGGAUGAUCUAGCAUGUGAUCUGUUAGCUCGCUUAGGGUUCAGAUAUAACCACGUCGGUAUCACAAAGUAAUAUUAAUUUCAUGAGAUAUACAGUCACAGCAGAAAAUCCCUCUUUGCUCUUAUAAAAAGGGGUUGGAUUCAAUAAUUAUUACAGCAGAUUUCAUUCAGCUUUAUUAGAAAUAACUUAAAAAGGACCCUUUGCAUUCAUAAGAAUAAACGCAUGAAAUUCUGCAAAAUGACAAGAAGAUGCCAUCUUUGCCAAAUAGAAGAAGACACCACAAAUAAAGUAUAAAGCUUAAAAAGAGUCAGCAAGUUUAUUGCGUUUCUUAUUUUCUUUCUCUGCAUAAAUCUCUUUUAAAGAAUUUUCCGUCUCUUUCACGGCCGGAAUUUGAUCAUUUUCGGAUUCUCCAUUUUUAACAAUGGGAGAAGCUCAACAACUACAACUUCAAGUCAUAGGCCAGAAAUCAGAAUCACCAAACAAACCUGAUCACACCAACCUGACCAACCGGCCGACGUUUUCUCCAAUGAGAAGCUACAAAUGGCGGCUAAAAAUAUCAGUUUAUGUAUUCUUCGUUCUUGCUGGCCAGACAGUAGCUACAAUUUUAGGAAGAUUGUACUUCGAAAAAGGCGGUACCAGCAAAUGGUUGGCUACACUGGUUCAACCCGGCGGAUUUCCUCUUAUUCUAGUUCUUUACCUCCUGUCACCGCCCAAAGAUUCCCCUGAUGAUCUUGACUCUCCAUCUAAGUUAACACUUGCAGUAAUUUACGUCGUGUUUGGUGUAUUUUUAGCAGCGAAUAGUUUGUUAUAUUCGUUUGGGCUCUUAUACUUACCGGUAUCUACGUAUACACUCAUUUGUGCAUCUCAAUUAGGGUUCAAUGCUUUGUUUUCCUUGCUACUCAAUGCACAGAAAUUUACACCUUACAUUAUCAACUCCGUCUUCAUUUUAACCAUUUCCUCUACUCUCCUCGUGUUCCAAGGCGAUGAUGAAGGCUCUACAGAAUCGAACAAGGUUUCAAAGGGGAAGUACAUUAUCGGAUUUAUAUGCACCGUGGGCGCUUCUGCCGGAUAUGGAUUAAUGCUUUCUUCAACUCAAUUCUGUUUCAAUAGAAUCCUGAAACAGGAUAAUUUCAAGGUUGUUCUAGACUUGAUAUUUUACCCGUCUUUCGUGGCUACCGGAGUUGUUUUAGUCGGACUUUUCGCCAGCGGAGAAUGGAACGGAUUGUGGAAAGACAUGGAAGAUUUUGAGCUAGGAAAUAUUUCUUACGUAAUGGUUUUGAUUUGGACGGCUAUAAGUUGGCAGGUUUUUUCAAUUGGGUGUACAGGAUUAAUCUUUGAAGUUUCUUCACUCUUCUCCAAUGUCAUUAGUACUUUCGGUUUACCGAUUGUUCCGGUGCUCGCCGUGUUUGUUUUCCGGGAUAAAAUGAAUGGGUUGAAGGUGAUUUCAAUGGUGAUGGCGAUAUGGGGAUUUGUUUCAUAUGGGUAUCAGCAUUAUGUUGAUGAUUACAAGUCUAAGACAGGAUUAGUUAGUCUCAAUGAAGAGGAUCCUGAAGGUUUAAAAGAUCAAAUACUCACAGUUAAUGAAAUAAUUGUCUUAGAGGGUUAAUUAUAUUAAUAGUACCCAAACUUUGCUCCACAUAUCAUAUAGAUAUCUGAAUUUUAAUUUGGAAAAACUCAUUUUCAGGUCCUUAAACUAUAUUUGUUUUAUUUAUGUGAUCCUUAAACUAUUUUUUUGUUCUUAUCUGCUCCUUCAACUUAGCGAAAAAUCAUUUUCCAGUCCCUGACUGACAAACGACGCCGUUUAGGAUAUCAAUUUGCAUUUUCAAAAAUAAUAAAACAACACCGUUUUUAUCAUUCAGGGGCUUGAAAAUGUGUUUUCGCUUAUUUGAAAUACUGGAUAAGGAUAAAAAAUAGUUUAAGGACCAGAUAAACAAAACAUAUAUAGUUUAGGAACUUAAAAAUGAAUUAUUCCUUUUA